Messenger RNA from Anolis carolinensis (green anole), 7464 nucleotides. It is a transcript of the gene wdr86, whose product is annotated as WD repeat domain 86. The coding region runs from base 1131 to 2327 and encodes 398 amino acids. Lineage: Eukaryota; Metazoa; Chordata; Lepidosauria; Squamata; Anolidae. The transcript has 7 exons. The record is from RefSeq and is a predicted model, not a curated record. Gene Ontology annotation, molecular function: protein binding.
GUGCCGUUUGCUUUUGUAUGUGGAAAGCUUAUCUCAACCAGCCAAAAAGACUUGGGUUGUCACUGAACCAUGAACUUUUCUUGCACUUCCAGGAAUCUCUCGCUGAGCUGUUUGAAUCAUAGCCGUUUUUUUUCCUGGCUAUUUAAUUCCGCUUUCUUUAGGACCGUGGAGAAAUCUGAGGAGUGGUAUUUGAUCCCCCGCAGAGCCUGAACAGACCAAGAAAGUUAUGCUCUGCACAACUGUAUUGAUCUAAGAAACAGCGAAAUAAAAGUUUGGGGGAAGAACUGGGUAAGGAGGAGAAGGGGAGAGGUUUGGGGUUCUGGCAGGGAUUGGCUCUUUCCUUUACAGAACAAGGGAAGAGGGCAAGGAAAGGAGACAAAAGGCAGCAGCUAGGCUCUCCAAACAGGAAGACCAUUUCACAUCCAGCUUUUCUUGAAAAUGCUGCAAUAGUUUGCACAAUGAAUUGUACUAAGCUCAGGCUCCAGAGGAACCUCAGCAUCUUCUUCCAAGGAUGCAGAAAAAAAGAAGCGCUGGAGAAAGCAAAGAUUCAGAAAAUGGGCAGGAAAGGCAUGAAUUAACCAGAGAAUGAUCCUUCCUUCUUCUCUCGACCCUUGUUUCUUGCUUCUUAUCAUGGAAGGAAAUGAGUUCUGCCUGGAGGUGAGUUUUUGCAGUUACCAAAUUGGUUUCCUCUCAGAGGGUUGUAUCCUUCAGGAGUUUCCUUUUCUUUUCUUGCCCCCUGCAACAAUGUGAAGAAGGGCCUUGAUCCCACAGGACAAAGCCUUGCACUUUUAUUAUUUUUUGUGCUGAGUUUUCAAACUUUUGGAACAAAGUUUGGGUUUAAAGAGGCAAAACUUUUCAGAGGCUUCUUUGAAAGGUGGAAAGAGUGUGCGCGCUGCUGCUGCUCUCCAAGGACAUGUGCUUCCAUCACACAUUGGGAGUGACAGAAGAUCAUCCCUUGGGACUCGAGUUCGAAAUGAAAGGCAACUUGCCCUGUUUGUUUGCAUCAAAGAUGACAACUGAAUGUGGCUUGAUGCAGCCCAGCCUUACAAGCUCUGUUCCCCUUCCAUGUGUGGCUUGGAACGCAUGAGCCUCCGUAUCCACAGCAUUUGCCUCAUGCUGGGACGUGCAGAAUGGGGAGCAGCAGUUCAGCCCUGAAAGUUUGCACUGAGCACCAAGGAGGCAUCAACUGGCUCAGCCUCAGUCCAGAUGGGCAGUGGCUCCUGACGGGCAGCGAAGACGGCACGGCGAGGCUUUGGAGCACCGCCGAUAGCCAAUGCCGGGCCCAUUUUCAAGGGCACGAAAGCUAUAUCACCUCUUGCCAUUUAGAGAACGAAGUCGCCUUCACUUGUAGUGCCGAUCAUACGAUCAGAAAGUGGGAUGUGAUGACCGGCCAAUGCCUGGCUGUUUACAGAGGACACACAUCCAUUGUGAAUAGGAUCCUGGUUUCCAAAGACUACCUGUUCAGCGGCUCCUAUGACAGGACGGCGCGUUGCUGGAGCGUAGAGAAGGAGAAGCCCAUCCAGGAGUUCCGGGGCCACCGGAACUGCGUCCUGACGUUGGCUCUUUACUCCUCCAAGGAUGUUCUUGAAGACUCAGAAGAGGAAGAACUGGAGGAGGAGACACUGAGCAAGGACUUCCUUGUGACGGGGAGCACGGACUGCACUGUGAAAGUCUGGUGGGUGUCCAGUGGGCGCUGCCACCAGACCCUACUGGGACACACUGGGGCCGUCUUGUGCCUGAUACUUGAUGCUCCAAACCGGGAGCUCUUUUCCGGCAGCACUGACUACACCGUUCGGACGUGGAACAUUGUGACUGGCGAGCAGCUGAGAGUGUUCAAAGAGCACCAAGGGUCCGUCAUUUGCCUAGAGCUGGUGAAUCGAUGUUUGUAUUCAGGGAGUGCUGACAGGACAGUGAAAUGUUGGUUGGCGGAUACUGGGGAGCGAAUCCGAACAUACAAGGCUCACAAGCACAGCGUCAGUACUUUGAAGUACCAUGCUGGGAUAUUGUUUACAGGAAGCGGGGACGCUUGCGCUCGAGCUUUUAAUACAAAGACCGGCAUCCUGCAAAGAGUUUUUCGAGGGCACAAACUGGUUAUCAACUGCAUCCAGAUUCACAAUGAAUUAUUGUACACAGCUUCCCACGAUGGCACGCUCAGGAUCUGGGACAUUCGGCAGAUCUACAAGCGGAACAAGCGGCGCUUCAAGGAGAGAUCCAUCCAGGGCAGGCGCUCUCAGAAAGGGACCCUCUCUCGCCUCUUCAACAACAAAGUGGGGUGCAUAGUGCACCAGGAAAGCGGAGGGGAGCAGGAGGCCGUCGAACUUGUGUGAUAGAUGGACUAGAGUGGGAGAGGUUAUGCACCCUUCUAUUAACUGCAGAGACUGUGCCGGAACAAUCUGUGACUUGUGCAAGUGUGUUGUGCGCCUUCGAAUCAUUCCCAACUCAUGGCAAUCCUAUCUUGGAGUUUUGUUGGAGAUAUUUGUUCUAUGGGGGUUGUUCUGAGGCAGAGAGAGACUUGCCCAAAAUCACUCAUUAAAUUUCCAUGGUUGAGUGGGAAUUUGAACCCUGGUCUCCAGGGUCUUGGUCCAGUGCUGAAACCAUUACUCCACAUUGGCUCUCGAAAAGCCUCAUUCCAUCUGCAGACCUCAUCUAGAUAUUAAUAGGAUAAGCCUAACAGGAACUUGAGCCCCGGUAGCUAAGUGUGUUAAGGCACUGAGCUGCUGAACUUGCAGACUGAAAGGUCCCGGGUUCAAAUUCCGGGAGCGGAGUGAGCGCCUGCUGUUAGCUCCAGCUUCAGCCAACCUAGCAGUUCGAAAACAUGCCAAUGUGAGUAGAUCAAUAGGUACCGCUCUGGCGGGAAGGUAACGGCAUUUCAUGCAGUCAUGCCAGUGACCACAUGACCUUGGAGGUGUCUACGGACAACGCUGGCUCUUUGGCUUAGAAAUGGAGAUGAGCACCAGCUCCCAGAGUCAGACAUGACUGGACAGGGGAAAACCUUUAUCUUAACAGGAACCUUAAUUUAAAUUCCCGUGUUUGCUGCCUGCCUGGCACUGCCAAAUAACUGUUGGAGCUUAGACAAUUUUAGAUCGCAGCUCCCGGAAUCUCUGAAUGACUUGUGAAUUUUGGAAUUGCAAUCCAAACAGUGACAUUUCCAAUCGUGGCAAGUCCGUCACAAGUAGUAUCAGGCUGUUGUAAGAUCCACAACUGCUGGCGGAACAGCAUUAUUCUUGCCAUUUGCAAGCAAAUUACAGCCAGAAAUAUUUCAUGCUCUUGAAAGCAUUCAAAUCUCAAGAGCAUUUUGAAACGCUGCUUUCUUAUACAACAGCCAUACCAUGUUUUGUUGCCUACAGGGUCCUCUCUGGACAUCCUACGCACUGCUUCAAGAUCUCUCUGAAUAUGUGCAGUGCGUUUUAAGCUAAUGUAGCAUCUGGGUUUAUAAAUCCAGUACCACUGGAAGAAGCAGAGAAAGGAGAGGAGAAAUAGAUAUAUAGGUGCUGAGAUGGAAAAGUGUUUUUGUCUGUGAGGGCUCGGGAAGAUGAUGUGAUACUUGAGGGAUAUAUUGGAAAACAAAGAUGUUAUCCUUUCCUCCAAAUGUUGCUGUGUACAGAGAUGUGGAAACACGUUUAAAGAGGUAUAUAUAGACACACAAGGAAGGUUAGGUGCUGGCUAAUGGAAAUGAACUCAACACUUUGGAUUUUAUUCCCCUUCUGACACUUUGUGAGGCUUGUUCUGCAGAGCCAGCUGUGCAGAAAUCGAAUUGGCCGAGCAGAUGCCCAAAAUCCCUUGUCCUUUAUCUCUGAGGAGUUUUAUGGUGUAUCUAAGGCUGGAUCUGUACUGUCCAACAUCCCAGGAUCUGAUACCAGAUUAUUUGCUUUGAACUGGAUUAUUAUAUGGUGGAGGCUCCUUUUUUGGAGGCUUUUAAGCAGAGGCUGGAUGGCCAUCUGUCGGGGGUGCUUUGAAUGUGGUUUUCCUGCUUCUUGGCAGAAUGGGGUUGGACUGGAUGUGCAGGGGGUUGGACUGGAUGGCCCAUGAGAUCUCUUCCAACUCUAUGAUUCUAUGAGUCUCCACUGCCAGACAGUCUGGGAUAAACAGGUAAUCUGGGAUCAGAUCCUGUGAUAUAGGGCAGUGUAGAAGGGGCCUCCGGCUACUAUGAAAACCUGGGAUUUGGAAUUAUUUGGCCGAGAAGGCUAAAGACUAUGUAAAGUUACGACUCCCAUCAUUCCACAGCAUGGCAGUUAAAUUGGUGUUAAAUUGCAUUCACGCUACAGCGUAUGUGCACCCAAAGAAUAUCCCAGAUUAUGUUCCUGUUCUUUCUGAUUUUCUUUUGUAGAUUCAUACAUGAUCCCAGAAUAUUAUGUGCCAGUUCCUGGUAAAAAUCAGAGGGUUUCACUAUUAGAUCCCCAAGUGUGUUUCCUGAGACCUGCUACAUAUAGCAAACCUUAUUGAAAUGAAGGACUUCCAUCCCGAGCAUAGAAUGGUAGAGUUGAAAGAGAUCCCAUGGACCAUCUAGUCCAACCCCAUUCUCCCAUGCAGGAACACAGAAUCAAAGCAUUCCCAACAGAUGGCCAUCUAGCCUCUGCUUAAAAACCUCUCAGAUAGCAUAUUCCAAGUAUAUUAUAGUGCAGGUAUAGGUAAACUUUAGCCCUCCAGGUGUUUUGGACUUCAAUUCCCACAAUUCCUAACAGCCUACCGGCUGUUAGGAAUUGUGGGAGUUGAAGUCCAAAACACCCGGAGGGCCAACAUUUGCCCAUACCUGCUAUAGAGUCAUGCUGGAGAAUCUAGAAAAUGGUUAGAGAGGACAUAUUCUAUUGGAAUAAAUGAAGCUGCAGAUGGCACUUCUGGGGAUACGAGGGGUGUACUGUAAAACAUGAAAAAGAACAGGGACACAAUCUGGAUCUUAUCCAUCAGUCCUGAUGUGCCAAAUGCUGUAUGCUAAAGUGCAUGAAGACAGAUAUAAGACUUUUCAAAGUCUAUGAAAAGCAUGAUCUGGGUGCAAAAUACGUUGCUGCUGCAAGGAGGAACCAUAGCUGCCAUUCCAUCCUUUGCAAAGCUACCUGUGUUGAGAGAGUUAUAGAAGUAGAAGUAUUUCCAUUGGCAGUGUUAUUUCAUACAGUGUCCAUCCAUAAGCUCCCUAGAAGUACUCAGUAUCUCCUGAGAUGUUUAAAUCCUGACGGGUCUAGAGAUCUCUCAUUGCCUUAAGCCCAUGGUCAUCUAAGAAUCUUCUGGUUCUUUUUCUGGGCAUGCAUUUCCUUCUUUCCAUUGAACAUCACAGAAUGUGCCCAGCGAAAGCUGCUUUUCAGGUUAGUAAUUCCCAAUUAAGUGUCUCUUUGCUUAAUAUCCUGGGGUUAAUUUCCCUCCCAAGAGACUGGUCUGAAUCUAGCAAGGUGUGUUUGAAGCUCUCGGUGGGGUUACUCUAGGACAAAACAACAAAGAGUCCUGUGGCACCAGAAAAUCUCAUUUUAGCAGCUGCUUGAAUUGACUGUAGGUCAUUUCAUCAGUGGCAUGAAGCAUUAUCUAGAAUUUCAGGUUUAUAUGUGGUGCACAUGGAUGGGAGGGAAGGAGAGUUGUAGACAGUGAGGUCAGAGGGAAAUUAAGCUUAGAAGUAUAGUAAAAGUGGCUAGUAGUCACCAAAUCAUUGCAUAAAUGUCCUGGCACCGUGCAAGACAAUUAACAGCCUGUAGCCUGGGAGGGAAUAUGCAGAGGAAGGAGCAGACACCUUGCUCUGUCAGUCGCCUUGUGCAAACAUAUCUCCACCUUGCUAUUAACAUGAGCAGAAAUGAACACGAAGCAUGUAUCAAGUGCCCCUGCCCAUUGAUGAACACAGCUGCACAUAUCUGGUAGCAAAAGCAGAAUGGCUUCCUCUCGGCAGAGAUAAAUGGCUCCUUUGUCAGCAAAUUGACAUGUGCAAUACUGUUAAUUAUUCCACAGAUAUCAGAAAUCUCCCAAUUUCUUCAUAUUAGACAUCUGUUGAUGCUUCCUUUCAAAGGCUGAGCUAUCUAUCCCCCUAUUUUUCAUUCUUCUAGCCAUCCUUAGUGGACAUCCUUGCUUUUGAAAGGAAAGGGUGGGUGGAUUUUGGUCUUCAGUUCUGGAUGGAAGGCAGAGGGGGUGUUUUGGGGGUGGCUGAGAUACGUUAGCUAAUCUCCAUAGGAUUCGUGAUGGAAUGGGAUUUGCAUUAAGUUAUUUCAGAAAUGGGAGAGAAGUGGGUAGGUUUCUUGGCAGGCAGGAAACAUGAAUCCUUUCAGCAGAGAUAAGCAUUGCGCUCUCCAGAAUGUGCAAAGGAAGGACCAAGUGGCACCAAAAGCCAGCAGAAUAACCUACAUCUAUUUGGGCUUGGAGGUGGGAUUGUAGGAUGCAAAUAGAAAACAGUGCUUUGGAAAUUUUGGGUAUUUUGGAGUGUAAAACCUGGCAUUCCCCUUGUGAAAUGACCUCUGAUAAUUUUGGAGCCCUCAUUGGCACAAUGGGUUAAACCCUUGUGCCGGAAGGACUACUGACUUGGGUUGCUGACCUGACGGUUGCUGGUUCGAAUCCAGGGGGAGCGUGGAUGAGCUCCCUCUGUCAGCUCCAGCUCCCCAUGUGGGGACACAAGAGAAGCCUCCCACAAGGAUGGUAAAACAUCAAAACAUCUGGGCGUCCCGUGGGCAACGUCCUUGCAGACGGCCAAUUCUCUCACACCAGAAGCGACUUGCAGUUUCUCAAGUCAUUCCUGACACGGAAAAAAAUGUUGGCUAUGGAUUUCAGAAAGCUGUACUCCCCAAAAGCAACUUUUCCAAGGUCUUGGGAGCACUUACCUGUUAGUGCUUUGAGGCUUUGAAAGCAUCUGUUCCUUGGAUAGUGAAUCUUCUUGAUCUAGGGAUGAACAUCUUCUCUGUUCUCUCUCCUAACAUUUUUUUUUAGAUAACCACUGAGCCAUAAAUAUGGAACUGUUGUGAACUUUGUUGUAGCAUGGCAUGUAAUUGAGAUGAAUACUUUUUGUUCUGUGUACAUUUUUGGUGGUUUUCUUGGUAAUAUACUGUAGCCCAGGUGUUGUCCAUGAAAUGUUGAAUAAAAGGGGUUGGAUAAGAAGACUUGGUUUUGGAGAUGACAUUGAAUUUAGUAACAGUGCAUGGAGAUGCUGGCUUCUGCAUAGUGCGGACACAUGUAAGUGUGCAAAUAAACAAUCAAGGGAUUCCUCUACAAUCAGUAGUCCCCAUCCUUUCUCCCCAGUUUAGCUGCCCAGAUAAUAGUGAAACUCCAGGAUACUCUGGAGUUUCCUGUAAAUUCCACAAUUUCUUGCAAAUUAAAACCUUCCUGUGGUCACCUUUUGCCAAAAGUUGUCCAUAAAGUCAUGCUGGAUGAUCUCAAGAUUUCUCAAGAAAACAUAUGAAACAAAUCUGCAAAUAAUCAAAUCUGCUGAAGUUAAAUCCAUAUAAAUAUGUAUGACUAACUAUACUUGUACAUCCACAGAUUUAAAUAUCACAUCAAAUUGUU